Molecule: messenger RNA, 5674 nt
Organism: Scatophagus argus
Lineage: Eukaryota; Metazoa; Chordata; Actinopteri; Scatophagidae
Gene: radil2b
Product: ras-associating and dilute domain-containing protein
Exons: 18
Coding region: 909-4823 (1304 amino acids)
Biological process (GO): neural crest cell migration; signal transduction; substrate adhesion-dependent cell spreading
Cellular component (GO): microtubule
Molecular function (GO): GTPase binding
Source: RefSeq, a predicted model, not a curated record
UAAAGUAACUGUUGUAAUGAAAAAGUGCUACACUAAAAUCAGAUAUCUUGGGUCACAAACUUUAACUUAAAGGGGCUAUCCACCCCUUUCUUUCAUGUAGUACACUAAGUACACUAAGGUUCUUGCUGUAGACUAUAGAAAUCUGGCAAUCUCAAUUGUGCCCUGUGCCCAGAAGAUGGAGUCAUGAGCCCAGCACUGUUUGGUCCCUUGGUCCUUGGCUCCAUGGUACACACGAGAACCGUUUAAUCUGAGUUGACUUAAAGCUUCACAGACGCUACCAAUUCUAUCCAAAAGACUUCCUCACUGACAACACUGCCGAAAUAUUAGGUUAAUUAAGGUAAGCGGACUUGGAAUAGUAAGAAAAACACAACUUUUCUGUGAGGAUUUUAUUUUGAAAGUUUUAACAUGGGCGGGCGGGGGUGUGCGUUUUUGAGCUGUCGUCGACUCACAUCUGGAGAGCCGGUUCUUUCUGAAUUUGAAACAAACUGUCCCAUCCUGCAGUAGGCCUACGAGCUGUUAAUAGAAACCCUGUUCAGAUGUGUCAACCUUGGCCCUUUUGGCCUGUUAUUAUAUAAUGUUAAUGUGAUGCGUCAGCAUCCCUGAGACAGCGUGUGAAGUUAAGGUGAAACUCGAGCCGUCGUCGUUGGACUGAUCAGCCGAGUUGCACCAGUUCCAACAGCUGGAUGAGGGCUGGAAACAUCUGCAGCGCCUGUUCCGGAGUGCGCAAAACGAAACAGCAGCUGAGUGGUUUUGUGUCGCUGGUCCUGGAUGAAACAUCCCAGCAAUGAAGCGAAGCCGUCUGUGUGCAUCACACGCCGCUCGGACAUGAUUGGAACCCGCAGUCCUGUUAUUAAAAUUACCCACAAUAGUUUAACUGGAGCUGGAAUAACCAAGUGGACCAGACAGGAAUGAAUCAGAUGAAACUUUCCUCUGAGGAGUUGCGCUCUCUGCCACCAAGACCACCGAUUUUCCCUGCAGCUUCACCAAAGAGACGUUUUGUCAAGUUGGGGAGGACGAGUGAUGGCUCUCAGCAAUCAGCUUCGUCCACUGGCAGUUCAUCCACCAGCAGGUCAGCUGAGGGCGUGGCCGUCAGACAGCCCAGCAAGAGCCGCAUCCGUCGCCAUACCAACCGCCUCUCGGGUGUCUUCCUCCGCGGGCCCGUGGCCUCAGGCCCCAUGGCACUGACAGCAGGCAUCAGGACCUCACUGUCCAUCCACGCCAGGAAAGGAAGCAUGAUCUCUGCAGAUGUUUUAAGAGUUGAUGACCCAUCUGAGCUAUCCAAUCAAAUCACUGCUCCAGGAAUCCUGAAGAUCUUUGGAAAUGAAAUCUGUGAGGGAGCUCACUAUAAGAGCGUCCUGGCCACCACACACUCUAGUGCAAAAGAGCUAGUCAAAGAGGCCCUUGAACGGUAUGGCCUGAGCAAGGAGGAGGCAGAGUCCUACAUUCUCUGUGACACCAUUGGCUCCACUGGUAAUCAUCAGUGGAAGACAGAAGGUUUCAGAGUUGUGGGCGACAAUGAAAAGCCCCUCCUCCUGCAGUCACUUUGGAAACCCCGAGAAGGUCUGGCGAGGCGGUUCGAAAUCCAGAGGAGAAGCUGGGUAGAGGAGAAGACAUCCAAAGACAAAGACACCAUUACUGCUGGUAUCAAUGCCCAGGCUCGAAAGCUGCAGAAGAGCCGCUCCAGAGUCACCUCCACACUCAUAGAGAGGACCAUGGGGCGAAGUCACAAACUGUGGAGAAGCAAAAGUGAGAUGGACCUCUUAGAUUCUGAUACAGAGACCAAACAGGACUUGGAUAAUGAUCAACGUAAGGAUCGAAGCGAGAGUCUGAAUCAAACUCCAGCGCAGAGUUAUGAGUGCCAAAAAACAAGCUCAGAACAGAGUCACAUUCACAGUGUUGCAGUUCCCUCUGAGGGGGACGGUGGGUCGCCAGCCAAGACAGAGACCCUCUGUCCACCGAGGCCGGGAGGUGAGCGGGAAGGAGAGGAGUCAGAGAGGGAGGAGACAGAGAGCAGCGACGAUAACAACACACAGUACUCCAUUCACCCUCCUCAAGACUGUCCAUACCUGCUGUUGCUACAGGGCUGCAGCAUCACACAGGACUUUGUCAUCUACCUGCUUGCUGGGCCAAACAUUGUAUUUGGUCGACAAAGUGAUCACGACGACAGGUCAAAGGCGGAUGUUCUCCUCUUUGCCGCUGAUAUCCUUCAGAGACACUGUUCUUUUCAUCGGCACAGCGUUGGUAGCCCCACCAUGCUAUGCCCUUGUCAGGAUGCCAUGGUAACUAGAAAUGGUGAAGUGCUGACAAAAGAAGUGCAGCUUAACCCUGGUGAUGUUAUAGGCCUGGGACAGUGCUACCUGUUUCUUUUCAAGGAUCCUUUAGCUUUGGCACACAAGGAUGUGAACAAUGCUGCUCCUGAGCCAGGCAUGACUGCUGUCCCCUGGAUGCUGGAUCAGGUGACUUCUGCCUCUACAGCAAGCCAUACUGGAGAAACGAUCCUCUGCAACACCUGCAUCACAAUGUGCACUGACCUCCAGGGCUCAAGCAACAAUGUCUCCCACAACAGAGAUCUUCCCUCUUUAAAAUUACCUGGAGGCCACAGUGUGAAUCUAAAAUAUGAGAGUGUGGAUGAGGACCACGUUGUCAAGGAGAUUGUUGCUACUGGAAGUGGCAAUGUCAAUGACAGACCACCACUGACUGCUGCAUUUUUGCUGUGUCUGUGUGUUCAGUAUUCGUCCACAUGCCUUCGUACUUCAGACCUGCGCAGGCUGCUGCUGCUUAUUGCUAGUGGAGUUCAGAGCGCCGUGUGGGAGCACACUAAGGAACUAGCUGCACUUCAAUCUGAAGAUCUUGAUAGGGAAGGUUCAAACCCAGAAGACCUCCCUGCUCUCAGUCUACCUGAGGUAAUCUCAGGACUGCGCCCCCUGGUGGUGUGGAUGUCCAACAGUCUGGAGCUGCUGCAGUUCAUCCAGUUCCAGUUGCCUCUUAUUCUGGAGUGGAGAAGCCGAAAAGAGCUAGGACAGGAUGGUGAAGAAGAAAGGGAUGCUGAGGAGAACAAGGAGGUUGAAAAUUUGGCUUUGUUGGAGCUACGUCUGUCCUGUGUCCGCUCAGCCAGUGAGGAGACCAUGGCUGUACUAGAGGAGGUCAUCAUGCUUGCCUUCCAGCAGUGUGUAUACUACAUCACCAAGGUCCUCUAUCCCAUCUUACCAGAGCUUCUGGUCUGCAACCCGUUCAGUGAGACUAGUGGCCUGCAGGUGAGUGGCGAGAGUGCCGGGGUCCUGGGUAAUGGCGGACUGCACGUGCCUGGUGAGAUACAGCAUCUUGUGGGGGUUCUGACCGACACCUGGAGACUACUGUCAGACUGUCAGCUCCACCCAGAGAUUUCCUCACAGCUUAUUGGCUACCUCUUUUACUUCAUCAAUGCAUCACUCUUCAACUCACUCAUGGAGAGAGGCGCCGAGCCAGGUUUCUACCAGUGGUCUAGAGGCGUACGCAUGCGGGCCAAUCUUGACAUGCUCUUAGACUGGGCCCACACAGCUGGACUGGGAGAACUGGCCUUGGAGCACACACACACUCUCUCAUCAGCUAUCAAUCUCCUGGCUACACCUAGAAAGAAUUUACUGCAGACAUCUUGGGUGUCCUUGCGGUCUAACUACCCUGCCCUGAGUCCUGCCCAGCUGAACCACCUGCUAAGUCUUUACAGCCCACCGUCUCCACGCAGACACACCUGGAUUCCAUCUGUUCAUGAGCAGGCUGCAGCACACAAUACUGCUGAUAUCCUGGAGAGCUUUGACACCCACCACCCUCUGGUGCUGCCAGAUGGGGGUUACCAACUUCAACUGGGAAGGGAGGUAACAGAUUCAGCCCUGGGGCUAGAGCUGGACAGGCUGAAAGAGUUCAUUUCUACGCUUUCAGACUCACAUGAGGGUACAGCUACCAAAGAGCAAAAGGUUAGUACCAUUCCCAUGGAGGCUAAACUUACUAAGAUGGAUAUUCUUCCCAAAGCCAGUUUGGAAGCCUUGGAUACAUCACCAGUCCAGGUGGUCUUACCUCAGGGUUCUGUUGAAGACCACCCCUUCGCUUCCUCUACCUCUGGAGCCAUGCCUCCAUCACCCCUAUCACCACCUUCUCCUUCCUCCAUGGAGGAAUUGAACUCCUGUGCUGCUGUUCUUUUGUCCCAGAAGUUAAGAAAUCUAGAGCUGCAGGCGAGAGAGACUGAAACCAGUGAGAUGAGGAAGUCAGCUCAGGACCCCUCCUGUCUCCUCACCCCACCCAACACCCCCCACAUUGUAGAUCCUGUUGAUUUGGUGAAGACACACCAAGAUAAAUGGGUGAAGGGCAACAGCGAGACCCUUCCUUGGUUCACUGGUGUAAACGCACACGAUGAAGGUGGAUUAGUGUUUGAAUGUCUGGCUGCACUGAAAGUAGACAUGAAAUCAGAUGACCCCAGUAUGAAAAGAUUUGUUGGCCUCAGAGAGGAUGAGGAGGAAGAGAAAGAUGACCAUUAUGAUGACAAUAAUGAUGAACUAUUCAGCUUGGAGCUGGAGCGAGGUGAAAGAGGACUUGGUCUUGCUCUGGUUGACACAAGGGAUACUUCCUUGAGGGUGAAAGGCAUCUUUGUCCGUGCAGUGGUCCCAGACACUCCUGCAGCCCGGUGUGAGAAGCUGGCCCCAGGAGAUAGGAUCCUGGCUGUUAAUGGAAUCAGUCUGCUUGGACUAGACUACCAGAGUGGGAAGGAGCUGAUCCAGUCAUCAGGUGACAGACUGAGGUUAUUGGUGGCCAGAUCGGACUGGAUGGCUAAGGCUAUACAGGCUGAAUGCUGACAGUGUUUUUUCGCUGCUUUUCUUUAAACCAGAGGUGACUUAAAGAUGACUAUACAAGCUUGCUGAACAUUGAAGUUCAGGACAUAGAUCUUAAUUAAGGAUAUGAGUGUUAAGAAAACAAAAAUGCACUACAAAAUGAUGUCCUGGUUGAGCCAAAUACCAGGUUUUAGCUGCUCAGUAAUAUAAUUUUGCAGCUUUUAAUUUACGUUAUAAUAGCAGGAUAAUUAUUUAUGUGUACCAAUGAAUACAGCAUUGUGAAAUCAAACUUAGAAGAAUUUGCCUCAAAUAUUCAAAGCCAGUGGCAGAAGAAUAUUUGUCCAACAACUGACUGAUUGUUUCCACUCCCAAAGCCCUCCAUACAAUCACUCUACAGGGCACAGGACCAAUCAGGACUAUAGGAGUGAUGCAGCACUUAUAUGGGAUGAUGAGGACUGUUUUUAAGAAACUUUGACAUGUGAGGCCCUCACCCCAGGCGCUUCUAUUACCAGUAUAUCAAAGGGCACACAGAAACUGGGACUGAGACUAUUACACACACACACACACAGCACAAAGCUUCAGUGAAGAGAUAUAAGUAUCACCUCAUUGUUAAUUAAGGUGUAAUUGCAUUUAUUAUCAUCUGUACAAAGUGAUUUCAUGCUAGGCUGAUACAUGAACCAUAAAAACACACUGUCACUGUUUCCUCAUUAACCAGUUGGCUUCUUGUCAUGAUCAUGUUUCUUUUCUCCUUAUUUUUUUUAUUAAUUACCCAUAGGCUUAUUAAAACAGUUUUUAUAGUUAGCAGUGUUUUUGCAAUAAAAACAUUUUUUAAAAGUGUUAAAGUGUGUGAUGGUAUCUGCAGUAUCUUUUUUGCU